AUGGCAGAAGGAGAUGAAGAAAUUCUAGGAAGGAUGACAAAUGUGGAAUUGGCCAAGGUUGUGAGAGAACAAUUGGCAAAAAAUAGAGCCAUUAAAAGGGAGAUAGAAAGGUUGAAGGGCAGAAUGGAUAGGAGGGAAGUGGAAGACUCUGGAGAUGGAGAUGAUGGGGAUGAGGAUGAGACCCCAAGCUUCUUUGAAUGUGAGGAGAUCCCUGAGCACCAAAGGGUAAAGAUAGAAAAGUCCAAGUUGAAAGGAGCAGCCUUGACUUGGUGGAACUUUAUCCAGACAGAGAAGGUGAGGAAUGGUAAGAACAUGAUCAAUUCAUGGAAUAAGAUGAUUGCUUUGGUUAAGGAAACCUAUGUACCUGAGGACUAUGGAGUGCAACUUCAUAGAAGAAAACAAAAUCUUAAACAAAAAGACAUGGAUGUAAGCACAUAUACUGAGGAAUUCUUGAAGUUGUGCAUAAAGGCCAAGACCAUAGAGACUGAGGAAGAGAAGUUGGCAAGAUACAUCAAUGGUCUGAAAUUUUCCAUACAAGAUGAGUUGAAUCUUCACACCCCUAGAAGUGUACACAAAUGCUAUCAAAUUGCAUUGAAGGUAGAAGAAAAAUUCAAGAAGAAACAAGAUCAGAAUAGCAGUAGAGGAAAUUUCAGAGGUAGAAGACCAAACUUCAGAGGUAGAUCACAAGGGAGAGGCCCCAUAAGAUGUUACAAUUGCAACCAAGAAGGUCACAUUGCUAGUAGGUGUCCUGAGAAGGCAAACCACAACACCAUGGGAGAAAGGAGGAGCAAUCUGAUCCAAGAAUCUGAUUGCCAAAGUGUGAACAGCAGCAACACUUUUCAAAGUGUGAAUGCACUUGAUUCUUAUGGAUAUCCGGAAAGAGGUGAAGCCUUGAUGAUGAGGAGAGCACUCCUAAAGGUUCCUAUCACAAAAGAACCCCCACAAAGGAAGGCAAUAUUCAAGACAACUUGCAAAUUAGGAGGUAAAGUCUGCAAGGUUAUAAUAGACUCAGGUUCAACUAAAAACUUUGUGUCCGUGGAGAUGGUGGAGAAGCUUAAGCUUAAGAGGAUACCACAUUCUUAUCCAUACAAGGUGUCAUGGCUCACUCAAGGGCAGCAAGCUCUUGUAGAAGAACAAUCUUGGGUUGAAUUUCAGAUUGGCACCUACAAGGACAAACUUCUUUUUGAUAUAGCUAAGAUGGAUGCUUGUCAUUUAUUGUUUGGUAGGCCUUGGCAAUAUGACUUGAAGGCACAUCAUGAUGGUUUUAGGAACACCUAUUCUAUCACCAAAGAUGGGAAGGUCAUAGAAUUGCUACCUUUGAUGGAGAAUGAGGAAGAACAUAAAGAGAAAGAGGCUAAGGUGAUGCUGAUGGAAAGUAAGGAGUUCAUGAAGGAGGUAAAAGAGGAAGGAGGAGUAUGUUUUGCAUUGAUACCUAUUCCUAAGAAGGAGGUUGCAGAUGUAGGAGCAGCAGAUCAACAAGGAAGACCUAGGAUGGUUCCUUAUAAAGUGCAAGAGCUUCUUGACAAGUAUAAGGGUGUGAUUUCAGAGGGUAUGCCUAAGACCCUCCCUCCUAUUAGAGAAAUCAGUCAUUGCAUUGACUUUAUACUAGGAGCAACAUUGCCCAACAAGGCUGCAUACAAACUAACCCCUCAACAAAAUUAA
Cryptomeria japonica (Japanese cedar) is the source of this 1662-nucleotide messenger RNA. RefSeq lists its product as uncharacterized. Bases 1 to 1662 code for a protein of 553 amino acids. The record is from RefSeq and is a predicted model, not a curated record. Gene Ontology annotation, molecular function: nucleic acid binding; zinc ion binding. Lineage: Eukaryota; Viridiplantae; Streptophyta; Pinopsida; Cupressales; Cupressaceae. The transcript is spliced from 2 exons.